AAGCACGUUCUUAAUGCCCAAGCAGCUAUUCGCUCUCCGUGCUGCAGGAAAUGGUUUGAUUGUCCAGAAUGUCACGAGGAGAAAGAGGAUCACCCAUUAGCUAAGAGUUUAGAGUUGGCAUUCAUGUGCAAGAAAUGUAAAAGGGCAUUCAGGAAGGAUAUGACAGUAUUUGAAGAAUCAGAUGAGUUUUGUCCACAUUGUGACAAUCACUUUGUAAUUGAUGCAAAGACACCAGAAGCAGCACUCAUGGUUGAAGGUGAAGACGCUCGCGUGGAUAACAGGAUGAUAAAGGAUGAGAGGAGCAAAAUAGACCCAGAAAGAACUAUAAACGCUCGUAAUAAUGAACUUAGUGAUAGAAUCGGAUAA
Molecule: messenger RNA, 366 nt
Organism: Wallemia mellicola CBS 633.66
Lineage: Eukaryota; Fungi; Basidiomycota; Wallemiomycetes; Wallemiales; Wallemiaceae
Exons: 3
Biological process (GO): protein import into mitochondrial intermembrane space
Cellular component (GO): mitochondrial intermembrane space
Molecular function (GO): zinc ion binding
Source: RefSeq, a predicted model, not a curated record